Etheostoma cragini (Arkansas darter) is the source of this 1406-nucleotide messenger RNA. RefSeq names its product growth/differentiation factor 15. Gene Ontology annotation, biological process: SMAD protein signal transduction. The record is from RefSeq and is a predicted model, not a curated record. Bases 142 to 1350 code for a protein of 402 amino acids. Gene Ontology annotation, cellular component: extracellular region. Gene Ontology annotation, molecular function: growth factor activity; cytokine activity. The transcript has 2 exons. NCBI's taxonomy places the organism in Eukaryota, Metazoa, Chordata, Actinopteri, Perciformes, Percidae.
AACACAUACUAUGCUGAAAAAUGUUGCCACAUCAUGACAUAUGGCCCUAGCUGAGCCCAUCAAAGGCUCACCUGACUAACCAGGGGUGUGGCAACAUAGAAGCUCUAUAAAUAUAAGCAUGUCAAGAAUUUCAUUCAUAACAUGGACAAACCCCAUCCACUGAGCUGCAGCACUCUCAAACCAGACUUACUUGGCAGACUCAUCAUGCUCAGACCACGCACACUUCAGCAGCUCAUCUCCUGCAUGCUGUUGCUCCUCGCCUCCCUCUCCAGCUCAGGGGAGAGCCGGCCUCACGUGGCCCACCAAGGCAUCUACCAAGGCACACCUGAUGUGGGCAUAACAGACAGCCAGAGGGUCCUGCUUCUGGAGGCGGUGAAGACGGGGAUCCUCGCCUCGUUGGGUUUGGACCGGGAGCCCAGGCUAACUCAAAAUGCCUCGCAGGAAGAGCUCACAAAGAUGUAUCAGCUCUACAGGGAAAAACAGAGAGAGAUGAGAGGAAAUUCCAGCCAGCCGAUGAGGGAAACCUGGCAAUCCACCAUGUCUACCGUGCUCUUUCCAGCUACAGUGGAGCCAACGAAAGUGGUUUGGAGGGGAGCACACCCACAACGCAUGCAUUGGUACAGAGCUGUUUUCCACAAGAACCCCAAUAUCCAGACUGAACUGACACUAGCUCGGGCUGAGCUUAAGAUUUCCAGGCAGAUUUUAAAUAAACCCACCUCAUUUCAGCCUGAGGUAAGACCAGAAAUUAAAGUUAAGGUCAACCGAUUGAAACCAAUGAACUCUGCUGCAUGGACACACUCUCCAGUGAGUGCCAAUGCAUCACACACUCAAUAUGUGGUGCUGGACAUCAGUCCUGAGGUGGAGAGGUGGAUGAGGACUAAUGGUGGAGAGGAACUAUUGGUGGAUGUUGGAACAGUUGUGGGGGACAAAAAUGCCAUCAAGGCAAACCCAAACAUUUCCCUGGAGUUAGGCCUCACACUGCCCAAACCACCCAGGAAGACAAGGCUGCCUCGCUCUAACAAGGAGGACGUGUGCGAUGAGCGAGGAUGGUGCUGCCGGAAGUCUGUCACUGUGUCCUUUAAAGACAUUGGCUGGGCGGACUGGGUGGUGGCCCCAACUGAGUACACAAUGCAUUUCUGUGACGGCACCUGCCCCCACAACUACAAGCCUGCAAGCAUGCACACACAGGUGAAGUCGCGGCUGCAUCAGAUUACCAAAGGAGGGUCACCUCGCCCCUGUUGUGUGCCGGCCGCCUAUGAGCCCAUGGUCCUCAUGCACUAUGACAGUAGGGGAAAGUUGAAGCUGACUCCUUUCGAUGACUUGAUUGUCAGUAAAUGUCACUGUGCCUGAGGAACUGUGCUUUUGUUAUUUAUUUAUUUUUUUCAACCUUUGGAUGAGCCACUAAA